Suillus clintonianus is the source of this 1554-nucleotide messenger RNA. RefSeq lists its product as uncharacterized. The transcript is spliced from 5 exons. The record is from RefSeq and is a predicted model, not a curated record. The coding region runs from base 1 to 1554 and encodes 517 amino acids. Gene Ontology annotation, molecular function: DNA binding. NCBI's taxonomy places the organism in Eukaryota, Fungi, Basidiomycota, Agaricomycetes, Boletales, Suillaceae. Gene Ontology annotation, biological process: DNA integration; DNA recombination.
AUGAGUGGCACUCAGCCUUCAGAUGUGCAUCUAGACCUAGAAACAAGAUCACGACUCACCCGUCAUCUCGAACAAGUCACAUUCGAAGCCAAUGCAUGGACACUGUGGACGAGAUGUUUCGAGCUCAUCAAGUUGCAGCGAAAGGACAUAUCACUCGAUAUGCCCAUGUUGGAUGAAGUGCUAAAAACGUACCUCGCAGGCAAGACACUGGCACUAAGUGAGUGCCAGUCUCACUUCGAGAUCUUCCUCUCGAACCGUAAAGGGUGGCAACGGAAGGUCGACAAGGGCCAGUGGGAAGCGGAUUUAAGAUCAAAUCACUACAAGAUCUAUCCACGCCCAGACAUCCUGGCCUGCGACAACUUUUUUUGGACGUUGGUCUGGAUCAAAUGGCUGGAGCACUUUCACUAUGGACGCUCACUUCAACCCAACGACUUCAUCUUUCCCGCAAUGGGUGCCAGCGGGGUGGUACAGCCUGGCCAACCGAUAUCUCACGAUACAGUACAAAAGUGGAUCAACGAGGCUACAACAGGCGCUGGCAUUCUCGGCAACUUCUCAACCCACUGCUUUCGUCGUGGGGGUGCACAGUACUGGUUUAUGUUUGCUCCCGUGGGUCAGCGGUGGACACUCGCCAAAGUUAGGUGGUGGGGUGGAUGGGCCGAAGGCGAGCAUCGCGACACACUCGUUCGUUACCUACUCGAUGAAUUACAUGCCUAUGAGAAUGACUACAGUGAUGCCCUUGCCCCCAUCUCCCGUGGUGCUAACGCCUCCCUCGCUGGUGAACAAGCUCUCAUGAGACCGGCGUCUAUAGAAGAGCUUCGCAUGGUUCAUUCAUCUGUCACGACAGAUGUCAACAACCUGCGCAACGACAUCGGAUCGGUUCACAACUCACUGCGCACGCUAACCAAUGUGAUGGUGCAGGCAGCCUGCACCACAGCAACUGCUCUGCAACUUCAAGGUGAUUCCUCCCGGCGCUUCACCAUCAUCUCUGACUCUCAGGCUGAGUCAUGUGCCUCCGAGUCUCACACACCACGGCCAACUCCACCAUACACCCCAUCCCGCGAAGGAGGACACCUCACAGCCACACACCACCCUUCACCCAGAGCUGUCACCAGCCAGAGCAGCAUCCUCGCUUCGCAACGACCCGCCGCUACUAAAACUACCCCACCAUCCAAGAACACCACCUCCCAAUCCCUCCCUACCGCUGGCCUUGUAAUUCCCCGUGUGCCUGUCACUCGUCCAAACGGCACAACCAGCCCGAAGAGUAAGUCCUGGAAGGAGAUCGUCGAGCAUUGGCUCGUCGGCGACCCAGACAGGGGAUUGAGGACGCCACUCAAAGAUUGGCCGAAGGAGUGGUACCAAGGCGCCAAUCGACGAUUCGCGUCGAAGUACCAUCAAAGGGCAACCAUCGCGCUGGAAUUCAUCAAUGAGUACGAGUCUAACGAGUCGCGUUUCCUCGCAGCAUAUCCAGAGGCCGAAAUGGGACACACGCAGUUGCUGAAGGCCAUCAACGAGGCACGCGCUGCACGAGGGCAGCGCGUCUCUCGCAAAAAGUGA